ACCGACCCGACUUGAUUGUUCUACGCGUAAUUUGACUUCAGAUAGCGAUAGCGGGCUGAUAACGAGUAAACCACAUUAUUCUUAUUUGAAUGCUCUAUAUAAUAUUUCUACAGUAUUAAGUAGGACGUGCGUUAUGUAGAAGGUAUGAGUGAGUAAUUAUUGCUCACAAUGAUGAUACACUCGAAUGUAAUUUGUGUUAAUUUAUUUAAAAAAUAUAUGAAAAAUAAUUCAUAAAUAUCACAUUUGGAAAAUAUAAAUUUGAAUUGGCUAAUCAUAUUUAUAGAUGUGUAUAAUUCUUAACCUGAAGAUAAGAUUCUGCCUGAUAAAAUGAUAAACCAAUUAAAUCAUUGAUGAACAGUGUUUUAGUUUCGCCAUUGUAUUCAUUCGAUCUACUGCACAAUUGUUACAAUAAAAAUGGCAGGGUACAUGACAGUGGCAUUAGUUUUAAGUUUCCUAGUGAGCUUCGCAGUGUCUGAUUGUCCUAUAGCUCGAGAAUGUGUAACAGACUUAACGCCAGAAGACUGCGAAGCAGAUCUUAUGACCUAUGUCCCGAAUUCGGUGGUCGAAGGCUGUUGUCCUGGAUGCCAGUUCAACCCAGGAGUAAACCCCACGCCGCCUACUGAAGGUUGUCAAGCACCAGCAAGCUGUCUGCCGGAUGGUCAAUAUGCCCCAGUACAAUGCAAGGGAGACUUGUUCACGGGAAGGUGUUUCUGUUCCGAUGGAGAUGGCAACAGAAUAUUUGGACAAAUGUGGAAAAAUGAGGCGCAAGACAUGACAUGCGCGUGUAGCCGUAGAAGGGCGGAACUGGAAGCAGCCAGCAACAGGGGUGUGACGCUCCACUGCACCGCGACUGGGGACUACGAGCCGCUGCAGUGUGACAACGGCAUGUGCUGGUGCGCGCAGCCCAAGACUGGCCAGCCUACCACUAUACCAGUACCCGAGGCUGAGAUGACUCACCUACCUUGUUAUAAUCCAGCAGUUCUUGGAGAACAGUACUUAAGGAGAUGUGAAAGCAUCAUCCACGCUUUAGCCACUAUUAACAAGGAACAAUCUGACCAUGGCACCAACUUCCUUGGCCUACCCACUACCUACUGUGACUAUGACGGAAGCUACGGUCCUUAUCAAAUCCAAAAUGGAAUUGCCUACUGCACCGGGCGGGACGGUGAAAUCCUAGGAUCUUGGCAGGCUAUGUCGAGUGAGAUGUCAGGCAUGAGGUGUAAUUGUGCUCGUGAUACAGCAGUAUAUUUCCCGGAGGCUGGGAAGACUUUGACAGAGGUGUGCCAAGCGAACGGCAACUACCAGCCACAUCAAAACGUCGGGGAUAUUUACUAUUGCGUGGAUGCCGACGGCUAUAUCACACCAGAAGGGUUCAUGAAUGAAUGGCCAGCAGACAGAUGUGCCAGUUACGCUUAAUUUUAAAAUAUAUUUUCAAAGUAACAUGAAUACAAAAAUUCGAACAUUUCAA
This is a messenger RNA of Plodia interpunctella (Indianmeal moth), 1465 nucleotides long. RefSeq lists its product as uncharacterized. Gene Ontology annotation, cellular component: basement membrane. Bases 415 to 1413 code for a protein of 332 amino acids. The record is from RefSeq and is a predicted model, not a curated record. The transcript is spliced from 7 exons. NCBI's taxonomy places the organism in Eukaryota, Metazoa, Arthropoda, Insecta, Lepidoptera, Pyralidae. Gene Ontology annotation, biological process: cell-matrix adhesion.